Molecule: messenger RNA, 595 nt
Organism: Rhagoletis zephyria (snowberry fruit fly)
Lineage: Eukaryota; Metazoa; Arthropoda; Insecta; Diptera; Tephritidae
Product: thioredoxin-2-like
Molecular function (GO): protein-disulfide reductase activity
Source: RefSeq, a predicted model, not a curated record
CGCCGUUUAAAGAGCACUACUACCGAUAUUUCCGAUGCAUCGAUAUUUUUCCGACAUUUCUAGUUAUUCUAGUUAAAAUUGUGGUUUGAGUGGUGUUACAGCUUCGUAUAUAUUUGUGACCAAAGUUACCUUAAAUUGAACAAUGCCGCUUUUAAUCAAAGAUUUGACGGAUUUGAACAAUCAACUCAAAGAAGCUGGUACUAAGUUAGUUGUAAUUGACUUUUUUGCAACAUGGUGUGGUCCCUGCAAAUUAAUUGCUCCCAGGCUUGAGGAGUUGGCAAAAGAGUACGAAGGAAAAGUUUUAAUACUAAAGGUUGACGUGGAUGAAUGUGAAGACAUAGCAAUGGAGUACAACAUUUCCAGCAUGCCCACGUUUGUAUUUAUUAAAGACCGUAAACAAAUAAAUUCGUUUGCAGGCGCAAAUGGUGAAAAGUUGGCGGAUUUCAUAGCAAAGAAUGUAUAAAUGUAAAUUAUAAAAGUUGUAUAAUUUUUUACUUUUUCAUAAUUUUUCGUUACAUAAACUUCUGUUUUGUAUUAUACUGAUUGUAGCAAAUAUAAAAUAAAAAAUUAUAAGGUAUUUUGCAUAAUAUGUAUA